Messenger RNA from Penicillium longicatenatum, 510 nucleotides. RefSeq lists its product as uncharacterized. NCBI's taxonomy places the organism in Eukaryota, Fungi, Ascomycota, Eurotiomycetes, Eurotiales, Aspergillaceae. The coding region runs from base 1 to 510 and encodes 169 amino acids. The transcript has a single exon. The record is from RefSeq and is a predicted model, not a curated record.
AUGAUAUUAAGCUCGUUCCAAUUUUGCGAUGGCUCCCCAACCUAUCAGGAGGAAUAUCGGAAUAGCAGCUACGUGCCAAAUUUUAUCGAAACACCACUUGGCUUCCAGAUUGUCGCACCAGCUACUCCAUAUGUGGCAGCAGCCGGAAGAGAUCAAUUAUACUUUAUCGACACCCGUUACGAUAAUGUCAGCGCUCAGCAUAUCAAGAAUCAAAUUGAGAGAGCAACUAUCCCUAUCCCAGACGAGUAUACUGCUAUAGACGAGAUUACGGCCACAGCAGAAACAAGAAAUAGAAAAACCGGCGAAACGACAUUCGUAUUCGACCCUGUCUACGCUAGGGUACUGUUUGCCAAGGGGCUAAACAGGCACAAUCCAGAGCUUAAAUUACCUGAGUAUGAGCCUGCUGGCGAUUGGCUAGUAACCUACGAUCUAGAUAAGAUAACAGGUGAGAUGCAUACCACUUCAAAGAACGAUGUUAUUGAUAGAGGCUCAUAUCUCAGCAGGCAAUGA